Molecule: messenger RNA, 2031 nt
Organism: Triticum urartu
Lineage: Eukaryota; Viridiplantae; Streptophyta; Magnoliopsida; Poales; Poaceae
Source: RefSeq, a predicted model, not a curated record
AUGGUCACCGUCUCGGUCGCCGUGAACCCGUUGCAGCUCGCCGGUGACCCGUUGCAGCAUUCGCCCCUGGCCCUCCAUCCAAGAAUCUGGGAUUCCGGAAGGUUCAGCAAUGGCUACAAUGUGGCCGACUUCAUUGCCAAGAAUCUGGGGUUCGAGAGGAGCCCUCCGGCUUAUCUGUCGCUAAAAGCUCAUCGUCGUCUGAUCGACACUGCUCUGCUUAGAGGCGUAAGCUAUGCUUCUGCAGGAGCUGGGAUUCUCGAUUCAACGGUAAGUACUAGUGUAGUAAAGUUGAGCCAGAUCGAGAGAUGGUUAGAUGGAGCGCGGAUACGGCGAGGCGCCUUCACGGACGGUGUGAGAGGGAGGAAGAGAGAGGACGAGAAGCUUCGAGAAAGAUUAGAUGGAGCGCGGAUACCGCGAAGCGUUUUCACGAGCGGUGCGAGAGAGGGUGGGAGAGGACGAGAAGCUCUCUACGGCAGCCUAAUCUCCAACUACUCCGCCACCAUCACGGAUCUGUACAUGAUGGGCGCGAGGAAGAUCGCCAUCAUCAACGUGGGCCUGUCCGGAUGUCUGCCAAUGGUCCGCGCCCACGACGCAAGGGGCGCAUGCAACGACGGCGUAAACGAGCUCGCGGCCGGAUUCAAUGGCGCCCUCAAGUUCUUCCUCGCCGACCUAGCGCCCAGGCUGCCGGGCCUCGCCUACUCACUCGCCGACGGCUUCGCCCACAGACAAGCCCUCAUCGCUAACCCGCAGGCUGCCGGCUUCGUGAACGCGACCAGCGCGUGCUGUGGGAGCGGGAGGCUCGGUGGGGAGGGCGGUUGCCUGCCCACGUCGAACAUCUGCGGCGACAGUGAUGGCUACGUCUACUGGGACUGGGACAAGGUCGAUGUUGCCACAGCGAAUAGGGGCCACAAGGUUUUUGGCAUAGUUGAUGACCAGGCCAGUAACCUCCUCAAAGGAGCUCAAAGUCGAAGCAAAGUAGGAUCAUCCUUGAUCGGCGCCACAAAGAUGGCAGCAUCAUCUGCAUACAAGGAUGCACAGAUGGGCCGACCACAAAGAGGAUGCAACAAGCCUUGACCUUGACAACAUUCUACCGGCCUUCACGGCAGUCCGUACUACUUUUUCCAUGCGAUAUCAUGGUCUUCUAUUGUCGGUCACAAAACUAAAGCGCAUCCAUUUUCAGUAUUUGGAGGACAAGGUGGCAGGCAAGCUUCCGCCUUGGUCGUCGAUGCAUGUGGCUACGCUGGGGCGCAUUAUUUUGAUCAAGGCCGUGCUCACUACCAUUGCCAUUUACCACCUCACGCUUCUAGAUCUUCCGGUUUUGAAGCGAGAGGUACCUGAAGCGCAAGUACCUGAUGUUGCUUGGCAUCCUCGAGGCCAGCGUGAUGUACCAGGCGGGUCUCGCGCGUCCCGGAGGCAUGUGGGGUGACGACGAUACCCCGUGGCCGUCCCCAUCGGCACACCCGCCCACCGUAGCUGGCAACCCGAUCCUGCUUGACUUCAACGCUGCACGGUACCAAGCAUUCUUCUACUGCAACGCGACUUCCUUUGUGGCCUCUAUCGCCGUCAUCCUGCUGCUGCUGCAGCGCACCUUGAAGAAGCAGCAGCCCGGCGCGCCGCUGCGGACGUUGCAGACCGCCGUGGUGCUGGACCUGCUCGGGCUGCUUGGCGCGUACGCCGCCGGCAGCUGCAGGGACUGGGAGACGUCUGGCUACGUCAUCGCGCUCGUAGCCGUCGUGGUCGUCUUCAUUGCGCUGCACGGGCUGUUGUCGUUCGACAUCGUGUUUAACAAGGCCAGGAAGCUCCUGCCGAAGAAGUACUUUGGAGGUGGCAACGAUGUUGAGGCCCAGCCCGGGAAUCCCGAUCAGACCAGCCGCCAUGGACAAUGCCUAGUUUAUGUUUUCUUUGCUUGUUUGCGUUCUUUUGAUUCCAAAUGCGUGCGCCACACAUUCCAUUUGAUGUGUCUUGUAUGUGGAGUAAUGAACAAGUAUUUGUAAAUUUUCAUUAACUCAAUCCAAUUCAAUUGUUCAUUUC